Gasterosteus aculeatus aculeatus (three-spined stickleback) is the source of this 1240-nucleotide messenger RNA. RefSeq lists its product as uncharacterized. The record is from RefSeq and is a predicted model, not a curated record. NCBI's taxonomy places the organism in Eukaryota, Metazoa, Chordata, Actinopteri, Perciformes, Gasterosteidae.
CUUUUAGAUAACAACGAGUCGCACAGCCGGCCAAAGUGGAAAAGCCUCCUGUUGGACUACCAGAACAUCAGCGACGGCCUCCUGACUGCAGCCGCAGCCAACGGCCACCUGAAGAGGGUCAACGACCUCUUGGAGGACCGAGGCCUCCGGCUGCAGCAGCGGGCCGAACUCCUCAACGGCACCUCCGCUGACCUAAGGUCCGCCCACCUGGCCUUGAGUCUGGCGAGCGCCGAGCUGGCGGAGCAGAUUACGAACCUGACCUCUGCCAACCAACGACUGGCACGGGAGCGCGAGCGGCUCCACCGGGAGGCGUCCGGCCGGGAGGCGGCGGAGCGGAACGCCUCUCGGAACGCCCGGCGCCUGGCGGACUCCGAGGAGGAGGGACGGCGGCUCUCCGAGGCCAACGGCCUCCUGAGGGAGGAGCUGCUUCGAGAGAGGGAGGAGAACCAACGGCUGCUGGAGGUCAGCGGCCGGCUUCGUGGAGAGGCCGAAGAUCUGAGCAACGACUUAACGGAACUCCAGGAGGAGAACCGGGAGCUGAAAACGGAGAGGCGGGAGCCGGACGGGGAGUCGGUACGGGAGGCCUUCCGCUCCCUGGACCUCUACUGCCCCGUGGUUACUCCCAGGACCAAAGAACGGAUCUGCAGAAAGUGUCUUGACGGCUGGAGACUCUUCGAGAACAAGUGCUACUUCUUCUCGUCUCAAACGCUCACCUGGAGCUCCAGCAGAUCCUGGUGCCGGACACAAGGGGGCGACCUGCUCGUCGUCGACAGCCAGCCGGAGCAGAGCUUCGUCUUCCAGAGCAGCCAGGUUCUGCAGCUGAGCGGCCGCCGGCUGUGGAUCGGCCUGUCGGACCGGGAGGAGGAGGGCGAGUGGAGAUGGGUGGACGGCAGCAGGGUCCUUUCAGAUGUUCAGUUCUGGCUGAGCAGACCAGGACUCGGGCCGGAGCCCGACGACUGGAAGCUGGACGACCCCCGAGGAGAAGACUGUGGCCUCCUGGAUGCCAGCGAACAAGCACUGGGGUCCUGGAUGGACGGCUCCUGUGAGGAAUCUUACAGAUGGAUCUGUGAGAAGAAUGUUUAAUGAGAAUGUUCAAACAAGAACGCUUGUAUCUCUAGUUUCAUGUUGUAAAUGUACUUUUCCGUGUGUUAUCGUGGAUACAUACGUGCUGCUGUGUGAGUGUUAGUGCACAUGUUCAAUACUUUCCUCCAUUGUACGAAAUAAAAACUGUUUCUCUCAA